AUUUGCUGUCUUCCUCUUAUAAAUACGUUUUCUCAGGGUUUCUAGAGCGUCAAGUUUUGUCUCAUCCUGCUGAUAAUAAACCCUUCGCUUGUUACUCGACGUUCAAGUUUCCAAAAUGCCUCGACGCAGCUCCGGUGGUGAUUAUCGCCCUCGCCCUGCACCAGCACGUGCACACAGCCCGCCUCCUCCUCAAACUGUGAAACAAGCUCCUCCUCCAGCAACAGCUCAGCCUCAGCGUAGUGGUAUUGUGUCUACCAUUGCUGAUGGUAUGACUUGGGGUGCUGGGAAUGCAAUUGGACAUAGGGUUGUGGAUGCUAUCGUGGGACCAAGAACCAUUAAGCAUGAAACCGUUGUUUCUGAGGCUGCCCCUGCUUCUGCUGCUGCUUCCCCUGUUGCCAACAGCAUGGGCUCUGCUUCUUGUGACACUCAGUCCAAGGCUUUCCAGGAAUGUGUCAACAACUAUGGAAGCGACAUCAGCAAGUGCCAGUUCUACAUGGACAUGCUCACGGAAUGCAAGAAGAACUCUGGUUCCAUGAUGGCUGCUUAAAUGACUCUAUUAUUGUUAUCUGCAAUAAAAUAAAAAACGCUUUAAUUUGUGAAGAGGAGUUUGUUUUCUCUGGUGUUAGUAGUUUUUCUUAUUUUGUAAGAUUUGGGAAUCUCCUAAUGUUGACGAAACCUUUCUCUAUGGAAUAGUAAUCACAUUUCUCUA
Molecule: messenger RNA, 709 nt
Organism: Brassica napus (rape)
Lineage: Eukaryota; Viridiplantae; Streptophyta; Magnoliopsida; Brassicales; Brassicaceae
Exons: 5
Coding region: 116-547 (143 amino acids)
Biological process (GO): mitochondrion organization
Cellular component (GO): nucleus; mitochondrion
Source: RefSeq, a predicted model, not a curated record